CGGUGUUCAGAUGAAUCGAAGGACGAUUCGUACGUCCCAAAAAAUUUCGUGAACUGAUAUACAGCGACUGUAGAUUGAUCGAUCCAAUUACGUAAUAAUGAAAUACGAAGGUGCCGCAUUGUUCAUUUUCCUGAUUGUCCUGAACGAUGAGGUGUACAAUGGACUCGUCGCGAGCCAAUUCAACAAUCCCACCUUCUUUAUGAUCGGCGGCGUGUUUUCCAAUAACGAGAGCAAAGAGUAUUUCAAAAAGACACUGAACACUCUGAACUUCAACUCGAAAUAUGUCCACAAGGGAGUGACCUAUAUGCACACAGUGAUCGAAAUGGAUUCCAACCCAAUUAAGACGGCGUUGAGCGUUUGCAAUUCUUUGAUAGCGAAAAAAGUGUACGCGGUGGUGGUGUCUCAUCCUCUUACAGGAGAUCUGUCGCCAGCCGCUGUUUCUUACACAAGUGGAUUUUAUCAUAUACCAGUUAUAGGUAUAUCUUCGAGGGAUUCAGCGUUCUCCGACAAAAAUAUCCACGUUUCCUUUUUACGAACGAUACCGCCGUACUCACAUCAGGCGGACGUAUGGGUCGAAUUGUUGAAACAUUUCAACUAUAUGAAAGUGAUCUUCAUCCAUAGUUCGGACACGGAUGGUCGCGCGUUGCUUGGAAGGUUUCAGACGACUUCACAGAACUUAGAGGAUGAUGUGGAGAUCAAGGUUCAGGUAGAGUCUGUGAUAGAAUUUGAACCUGGUCUUGAUAGUUUCACGCAACAGCUAAUGGACAUGAAGACCGCACAGGCCAGAGUCUGUCUCUUGUACGCCUCAAAAACAGAUGCGAAUGUGAUCUUCCAAGACGCAGCAGCGUUGAACAUGACCGGCGCAGGAUACGUUUGGAUCGUGACGGAGCAAGCCUUAGAUGCGCCGAACGCACCGGAAGGUCUUCUCGGCUUGAAAUUAAUUAACGCGGAGAAAGAGGAGGCUCACAUCGAGGAUAGCCUGAUAGUACUCGUAUCCGCUUUACGGGAGAUGAACAAGACGAAUGUGAUCACGGAGGCGCCAAAGGACUGCGGUGAUUCUGGAUCCAUAUGGGAAACCGGCAAGAGUUUAUUCAAAUACAUCCGUGAACAAGUACUAUCGGACGGUGCAACGGGUAAAGUAGCGUUCGACGACAAUGGAGAUCGCAUUUAUGCGGAAUAUGACAUCAUCAAUAUUAAGGAGAAUGGUAAUCGAGUCUCCGUUGGACAGUACUUUUACCCGGCUAAUGGUACCAAAAUGACGCUGAGCGUGAAUGAGUCGAACAUAACAUGGCCUGGCCGAUUGCAAACAAAACCAGAGGGUUUCAUGAUUCCUACGCACUUAAAAGUGCUCACAAUCGAGGAGAAGCCGUUCGUCUACGUCCGCGAGAUUGCAGACGGUGAACUCUGUCUUCCAGAAGAGAUUUUCUGUCCCCAUUUUAACAUCACCGAACAAGAAAGUACGCGUUCAGAAAAUAUGUUCUGUUGCAAAGGGUACUGCAUAGACUUGUUGAAAGAGCUGUCCAAGGCCAUCAAUUUCACCUACAGUUUGGCUCUGUCCCCCGAUGGACAAUUCGGCAGCUAUAUGAUCAAGAACAGUUCAGGUGCGACAGUAGAAGCAUGGUAGAACAGUCGAAAAAAAGAAUGGACUGGACUGAUCGGAGAGCUGGUAAACGAGAGAGCAGAUAUGAUUGUCGCUCCUCUGACGAUCAAUCCGGAACGCGCCGAGUUCAUCGAGUUUAGCAAGCCUUUUAAGUAUCAGGGAAUUACCAUUCUUGAGAAAAAGCCAUCAAGAUCCUCGACCCUGGUGUCGUUCUUGCAACCGUUCAGCAACACCCUGUGGAUACUGGUGAUGGUGUCGGUGCACGUAGUGGCUCUAGUUCUGUACCUCCUCGACCGGUUCUCGCCUUUCGGGAGGUUCAAGCUAGCAAACACUGACGGUACCGAAGAGGAUGCCCUGAACCUGUCCAGCGCCGUCUGGUUCGCCUGGGGAGUUCUGCUCAACAGUGGAAUCGGAGAAGGUACUCCACGGAGUUUUUCUGCUCGAGUGUUGGGUAUGGUAUGGGCAGGAUUCGCGAUGAUUAUCGUUGCCUCUUACACUGCCAAUCUGGCCGCUUUCCUGGUGUUGGAACGGCCAAAAACUAAAUUGACUGGCAUUAACGAUGCUCGACUCAGAAACACCAUGGAGAACCUUACGUGCGCCACAGUGAAGGGCUCCGCUGUGGACAUGUACUUCCGUCGACAGGUUGAACUGUCCAAUAUGUAUCGCACAAUGGAAGCAAAUAAUUACGACACUGCCGAGGAAGCUAUCAGAGACAUUAAAAUUGGGAAACUUAUGGCUUUUAUAUGGGACAGCUCUCGCUUGGAAUUCGAGGCUGCUCAGGAUUGUGAAUUGGUAACUGCUGGUGAAUUGUUCGGUCGUUCUGGUUACGGAAUUGGUUUGCAAAAAGGCUCUUUAUGGGCGGAUGCUGUAACCCUCGCUAUUUUGGAUUUCCAUGAAAAUGGUUUUAUGGAAAGUCUCGACGACCACUGGAUCCUUCAAGACAAUAGACAGCAAUGUGAACAAUCUGAAAAUACACCGAACACUUUAGGGCUGAAAAAUAUGGCUGGUGUUUUCAUAGUGGUCGGGGUUGGAAUUAUCGGUGGUAUAGGGUUGAUCAUUAUCGAAGUGGCUUAUAAAAAGCAUCAAAUUCGCAAGCAAAAAAAGAUGGAACUAGCGAGACACGCGGCCGACAAAUGGAGGGGAGCGAUCGAGAAACGCAAGACACUGCGAGCUUCGAUAGCCGCCCAAAGGAGAAUCCAAAGCAAUGGGCUAAACGAUCCUACGACUGUGAGUUUAGCGGUCGAUACAGUAGCUAGAUCGAACGUCGCACCGCGAAGUCCUGGUCGAGCAUGGCCGGGGGACAGUGACAUUCGUCAACGACCAAUUCCACGUACAGAUGAUAUCAGAUUAUCGCCGGUCGCUUACACAGCAAAUGUUUCACAUCUCAUAGUGUGA
Messenger RNA from Habropoda laboriosa, 2995 nucleotides. It is a transcript of the gene Nmdar1, whose product is annotated as glutamate [NMDA] receptor subunit 1. The record is from RefSeq and is a predicted model, not a curated record. Gene Ontology annotation, molecular function: NMDA glutamate receptor activity. Gene Ontology annotation, biological process: ionotropic glutamate receptor signaling pathway; monoatomic ion transport; chemical synaptic transmission. Lineage: Eukaryota; Metazoa; Arthropoda; Insecta; Hymenoptera; Apidae. The transcript is spliced from 17 exons. Gene Ontology annotation, cellular component: NMDA selective glutamate receptor complex; synapse; neuron projection.